Molecule: messenger RNA, 1061 nt
Organism: Cuscuta campestris
Lineage: Eukaryota; Viridiplantae; Streptophyta; Magnoliopsida; Solanales; Convolvulaceae
Source: the annotation of a GenBank genome assembly
CAAUGUUGGGCCCACCAAUAAUGCAGGGGUAGUUUUGUCAUUCGGCAGGCCGACGAGUUAUAUCCGUUAGGACCGUUACUCCGCCCGCAAAUAAGGAGGGGAAAGAGGCGACAUGAGCGUUUUACAAUUACACCCUCCCACCCAACCAAUUUCAAUUCUGCAUUUAAAUUCAUCUGAUCCUAAUGAAGACGAAGAAGCUAAUCUAAGAAGGUAAAUUCAUCCCUGCGAUCGCCGCUAUGGACUUUUCCGACGAGAAUUACGAGCCGAAAUCGACUCCGAAGCUCUCCCUGACAAAACUCCCGACCAGAAACAGAGUAGCCCUGACAUCCCUCACGCCGCCGCCUCACGCGGCGGCUUCCGUGCCUUUCCAGUGGGAGGAAGCGCCUGGAAAACCGCUGUCCUCCGCCGCCGGAGAUAUUCCACCGCCGCCGGUCUGCAGGAGCCUGGACUUGCCUCCGAGGCUUCAGGCGGCGGUGGACCUGUCCGACGACUUCAGCCGGUCCUCUAUGUCUUCGUUCUCGUCGUUCCGCAGCCUCGACGAUGCGCUCGUCGUGAGGAUAAUGAGGCGAGAGAGCAAGGAGGGAUCCGCGUCGUUCUCGCCGCCGCUAACGCCGGCGGGAGGGGAACAUCAGCCGGGAUUGAAGGAUGAGAGCAGAGCGGCGACGGCUGGGGCUAUCGGCAAGGGCAAUUUGGACUUUUCGUUCUCGUUUUCGUUACGGGACGGUAGUUGUAACGGCGGCGCGAAGAAGGUGGCACGUGGUGGGAGAAAAAGCAGCCUCUUGACUUCCUCACAUACUUCUAGUCGUCUCUUGACACGCAUUUAUGAAAGUUUUAAGCACGCGGUCCCGCUGUGGAGGAAGAAAGCCUGAAUGAACCAUCUUCAAGUUGGGCCGGGCCGAGCUGGACUGGUUAUAUAUAUCAUGUUUUCGUGAUCUUUGGUCGUUGUUUUUAACUAUUAAUUAUUAAAAGUUCAAAAAGAUACUCCGAGUACAUUAUUAUAUAAUACAGAGGCCACAUUAUGAUGGGGUAUUUAUAUAUAUAAAUAUAACUAUGGAAUUGAA